Molecule: messenger RNA, 941 nt
Organism: Hibiscus syriacus
Lineage: Eukaryota; Viridiplantae; Streptophyta; Magnoliopsida; Malvales; Malvaceae
Product: stress enhanced protein 2, chloroplastic-like
Exons: 2
Coding region: 93-677 (194 amino acids)
Biological process (GO): cellular response to high light intensity
Source: RefSeq, a predicted model, not a curated record
UCAAAUCACUGAGUGAUUCACCCCCAAAGAAACAUUCUAGGAAUCGUUAGAGCAAAAACAGUCUCCGCUUUCUUUUUACUUUUCUAUUUUCUAUGGGCACGGUGGCGCGUGUAAUUCACUGCCAACUACUCUCCCAUAAACCCGGAGCUAAUACUAGGAGGGAACUGGGUGGUAAGGUUCAGAUCCCUGUUCAGAAAGUGAAAGUUGGUGAACCUGAGAAUGGAAAGAUCGUGUUGCAGCCCCGGUUAUGUACGUUAAGAUCGUACGGUUCCGACCCAGUUGGUGUGAUGAAGACGAGAAAGGAAGAACGCGAUCAAGUUUCACCCUUUUUCGAGACUUUAUCGGAGUAUAUCGAGAGUUCCAAGAAGAGCCAAGACUUCGAGAUCAUCUCCGGCCGCCUCGCUAUGAUUGUGUUUGCUGCAACAGUGGCGACAGAAUUCGUGACGGGAACCUCCAUAUUCAGGAAGAUGGAUUUGCAAGGGAUUGAGGAAGCCGUGGGUGCGUGCCUAGGGGCGAUGACUUGUGCGGCGGCUUUUGCUUGGUUGUCCAGUGCUCGUAACAAAGUGGGUCGGAUCUUCACCGUCGGCUGUAGCUCGUUUAUCGACUCGGUGAUCGAUCAAAUCGUGGACGGAUUGUUCUACGAAAGUGAUGCCAGUGACUGGUCUGAUGAUAUUUGAAAUCAGAAAUGGUGAUGGUGUUGAUGUUUAUAUAUGGGUAGGAUCUCCCUUUGAGAGAAAUGAAGAUAUAGUAAUUAUAAUGUGGAGUUCCUGAUAAAGAAAACUAAGAUGGAGUAUUUAAGUUGUGUUGCAGCAGAUCUUAUAGAAUCAAAGGCAUAUGUAGAAUUGUAGAUGAAGGAGAAUGGGAUUGAAGUAAUAGUUCAUAGUGUCUGCCCAUCUCAUCUGAGAUUAUAGAUGUUAAGUUGUAUAAACAUUAUAUAUAUG